Paramisgurnus dabryanus is the source of this 2843-nucleotide messenger RNA. RefSeq names its product splicing factor 1 (gene sf1). Gene Ontology annotation, biological process: regulation of mRNA splicing, via spliceosome. Gene Ontology annotation, molecular function: mRNA binding; zinc ion binding. Gene Ontology annotation, cellular component: nucleus. Lineage: Eukaryota; Metazoa; Chordata; Actinopteri; Cypriniformes; Cobitidae. The record is from RefSeq and is a predicted model, not a curated record.
UGUCAGUCUCAGCGGACGCCAUCUUAGCUAACGGAAGAGAGAGGAAGGUUGCAUGUUAGCCGACAUACGUUUAUUUUAAAAUAUCUAAAAAGGCGAAAGAGGCGUUGUGUGCAGACUUUAAACAAGAGUGAAGACUCUUACGCCAAGAAAUGGCAACGGGAGCCAACGCAACCCCGCUGGGGAAGCUACACCCGAGCAUCGGCGCCAAGCGAGGCUUCGACUCCGGGCCCGGUGCGGGAUUAAUGGCUCCGCCCGGGCCUCCAGUGUCUUUCCCGCUGCAGAACUUUCAGCCACCGCAAUUGACCAACCCAGUCUUUUCCCAGUUUCCCGUAGCCGUGAGUUCUGCUCUCUCAAACCCAAUCGGAGUCGGGAUACAGUCACAGGCGGGAGUAGGAGUAGGAGGAGAUUUUGGGCAGAAGAAGCGAAAAAAGAGCCGGUGGAGCAGUGAGACCCCCGAUCAGAAGACCGUUAUCCCAGGCAUGCCCACCGUUAUCCCACCCGGGCUGAGUCGCGACCAAGAGCGUGCUUAUAUAGUCCAACUGCAGAUUGAAGACCUGACACGUAAACUGCGUACAGGAGACCUGGGAAUCCCUGUUAACCCUGAGGACAGGUCGCCGUCUCCUGAGCCCAUCUACAACAGUGAGGGGAAAAGACUUAACACGCGUGAAUACCGCACACGCAAGAAACUGGAAGAGGAGAGACAUUCACUCAUUACUGAGAUGGUGGGACUCAAUCCUGAAUUCAAACCACCUGCUGACUACAAACCACCAGCCACACGGGUUAGCGAUAAAGUGAUGAUUCCUCAGGACGAAUAUCCAGAAAUCAACUUUGUUGGGCUUCUCAUUGGGCCACGUGGCAACACCCUGAAGAACAUCGAGAAGGAGUGCUGUGCUAAGAUCAUGAUUCGUGGGAAAGGCUCAGUGAAGGAAGGGAAAGUGGGCCGCAAAGAUGGCCAAAUGCUUCCAGGGGAAGACGAACCUCUUCAUGCAUUAGUCACUGCUAACACCAUGGAGAAUGUCAAGAAGGCUGUAGAUCAGAUCCGUAAUAUCCUCAAGCAAGGCAUUGAGACCCCCGAGGACCAGAAUGACUUAAGAAAAAUGCAGCUGAGGGAAUUGGCACGACUUAAUGGUACUUUGAGAGAAGAUGACAACAGGAUCUUGCGUCCAUGGCAGACCACAGAACCUCGCAGCAUCACAAACACAACUCUCUGCACAAAGUGUGGUGGAGCAGGUCACAUCUCCUCAGACUGCAAGUUCACCAGUUCGUUUGCUGCACGGCCUGGUGAACCACCCCAGUCUGCUCAAGAUAAGGCACGCAUGGAUAAAGAGUACCUGUCCCUCAUGGCAGAGCUAGGAGAAGCUCCAGUUCCUAGCUCUGGAGGGGGCCACAGCAACCCUCCACCUAGUGGACCUCGUCCAGGAGGGCCCAACAACAACCAGCAACUUCAGAACCGUCCACCUUGGAUGAAUUCAAGCCCUACGGAUAACAGGAAUUACCAUGGUAUGCAUGGGGCCCCUGGUGGCCCUCACAAUUUUCCUCCACCAAUGCCAAACAUGGGUGGCCCUCCUAUGCCACCAAACCCCAGCGGAAUGCCUCCACCCUGGAUGCAGCCGCCACCGCCUCCAAUGGGCCAAGGUCCAGCACCACCUGGACACCCGAUGGGUAUGAUGCCACCACCCAUGGGAAUGAUGCCCCCACCUCCUCCUCCCCCCAACAACCAACCACCACCUCCUCCUUCAGGACCUCUGCCACCAUGGCAACAGCAGGCCCCGCCCCCACCACCCACCAGCAGCAUGGCAACCAGCGCUCCACUUCCAUGGCAACAAAAUACAACCACCACAUCCACCCCUGCCACUGCAAACCUGCCUCCAUGGCAACAGCCUCAGCAGACAGCCACCUCAGGCACUCAGCCCCCUCCACCCAUGGGCACCCCUUCUAUGGUGCCCCCUCCACCUGGGGUCCAACCGCCACUUCCCCCUGGUGCCCCACCUCCUCCACCACCCCCUCCACCUGGCUCAGCAGGCAUGAUGUACGCACCACCUCCCCCGCCCCCACCCAUGGACCCUAGCUUUGUGACCAUGAUGGGAAUUCCCGGAAUGCCACCUUACGGAAUGCCCCCAGCACCUCCUCCACCUCCACCCCAAAGUUAAAGGCUCUGUGUAGUCUUAUGGCUCUGUGAUCCAACAGUGAUGCCUAAAUAUGUACACGUAAACCACAGGACUAUACUUAGUUCUGUUCAUUUAACAGCUUGAUGUGUUUAGUUAAAGAUUUUUUCCGUGCUUGACCUCGGUUCAAAUAUUUUGCUCCUUUUCUUGUUUGGACAAGAAAAAUUGAGCCAGAGAAAGUAUGAGAGGCAUGGAGCGGUUAGAAUUUGUAAAUUUGCAUUAAUUGAUAAUGAUUUUAACUGUAGUAUUUUGAUCGGUUUUGGUAGAAUAUUUGUUCAUGCUGUUAAAAUGUUGAUGUGCAGGGAAUGUGUGUGUGUUUAAAAAUACUUUUUUUGUUUGUUUCUGCCAGCCUGCUUUUUUGUUUUCUUUAUGAUCCCUCUCCAGUAAGUCAAGAUCUGCAUAUGCUCAACUAGCAACAUUCCAACAGAUAGAAAUCACCAUUUAUUCAUUUAACCAAAACUCUUUAUCACAUUUGUUGCUGCAAAGUUUAAGACAUUUGUCUUGACUACAUUGAGGAGGUUAUUAACUUACUCUUGAGGGUUUUUGCGCUCGCCUUGUACCCCAACCCAUUUGUUUUUAUUUAACAAAUGUACGUUUGCUUUCCAUUGCCUUCCACCAAAUGUAUUUCAAUAUUUUUGUAAUGAAGCAUUCAACUAAAUAAAAGUUGGCAUGGCGUCA